GCAAAAAUUCAAAACAAAACUUUCACACUCUAAUCCGAGGGGAAUGCAAACUACUUUUUCCUACUUCAAGCCCAAAGAAAGGUGAAAUUUUGAUUUAUUUUAUAAACAUUUUUAUAAUUUUUCCUGUCUAAACAGUUUCCUACUAAUUUUUUAAUUCACUAAAAAUGUCACAAUACACAGAAGAAUAUUUGAAGAACAAAUUAACCGAAAAACUUAACUGCACACAUGUCGAAGUAAUAGACCAAAGUGACGGUUGCGGUGGAAAGUUUGCUGCUGUGAUAGUGUCUGAACAAUUUGCUGGAAAAGCAUUACUUCAGCGACAUCGUUUGGUCAAUUCAGCACUUCAAGAAGAACUUAAGACAAUCCACGCAUUUUCUCAAAAGACCUUUACUCCUGAACAGUGGGCAGCGGAACAGUAAAACUUAAUAAUCCUUUUUUUCACAUUAAAAUAAGAAGAAAGAAAGGAAAUCUUUUUUGUUUGAACUCAAGGUCCUAUUAAACAUUCAAUUACUAGAAAUAAAAAUCAGAAUCAUCACAAGAAUUGCUUACCUAAUCAAAUUUACAUCGAAUCCAGUCAACUAAUUCCUUAACAUCAUCAAAAAUGCCCCAAAAUUUCCAAGUCUCAGCUCCUGGGAAGAUAAUUCUCCAUGGAGAACAUUCCGUUGUCUACAAUAAGCCUGCAAUCGCUGGACCAAUUGGAUUAAGAACUUAUUUUAACUUUGAGGAGACAGCCGAAGAAUUUAUCGAAUUUAAUUAUGUACGACUAGAUCUAAACUGCCGCAUGAGCCUCAAAAAUGCUAAUUCACUAUUGUCUGAACUUGAUUGCUGUGACUCUGUUCAGCCAAUGGAUUUCCUACAGAAAUUUAGAGGAUGUAAGGAUUUUAUACUGAAAUUUGUAGAAUUUGGAGAUAAACAUUUAGACAAUAAGGAGGAAAUGGCAAUAGGAUCAACUCUUUACAUCCUCAACAGGAUUCUACGUCAUGAAAAAGUCAAGACAAUCAAAAAUUCUUUCAGCGUUAAAGUUGAUUCUGACAUAAGCAUUGGUGCUGGUGUUGGAAGUUCUGCAAGUUAUGGUGUCUGUCUGUCGGCUGGCUUCUUCAUCCUCUCACAAAUACUCAACGGGAAAUUGGAUGACAAAAAAUUCUCAGAAUUCAGUUUCGAUGGAAAUCACACAAUACUCGAACAAAUCUCACAAUGGGCAUUCGAUUCUGAAGUCAUAAUGCAUGAGAAGCCAUCAGGGAUCGAUAACACGAUCUGUACUUAUGGUCAACUUAUCAAAUUCAUUCGCGGUCAAACACCUCAACCGAUUAAAAUGAACGGUAAAAUUGACAUUCUAUUAGUUGACACGAAAGUAUCGCGCAGUACGAGUCACAUUGUUGGUAAGGUCGCAAAUUUCAGGAACAAAUAUUCGAACGUUUCGAAUUCAAUUUUUGAUGCUAUGGGACAUUUGGUCAACGAUGUCGUAACGCUGUUCGAAAGUACAAAGGAAUGUGAUGAAAAAUAUCAGGAACUAAGCCUACUCGUGUCCGUAAACAACAACUUAUUACGUUCUAUUGGCGUGUCACAUCCACGACUUGAAAAAGUUUUUCAUAUUGCUGACUCAUUCGAUUUUAAAGCCAAAUUAACAGGAGCUGGUGGUGGUGGGUGCUGUUUUGUUCUACUUCCACCGAAUUAUGAGUCAUUGGAAAAUUAUGGGAAAUUAUGCGAGGAACUGACAGCAUAUAAUUAUCAAAUCAUGACAACAGACAUUGUUGAUGGCAGUGGGGUUGAAUUUAAGAGUCUAAAUUGAAAUAUUUUAGUUUUUUGAUACGGGUAUUAGUUGAAUCAUAUUGAUAGAGUAUUAGCUUCAAUUCGGUGAUGGUUGUGAAUUAUCUUUUUAGUAUUUAUGAAUGAAUUAUUGUUGAUGCACAAAAAUUAUUAUUGGAAAUGGGCAAAUAAAAAAGAUUUUCUCUCGGAAAAAAUUA
Molecule: messenger RNA, 1964 nt
Organism: Chironomus riparius
Lineage: Eukaryota; Metazoa; Arthropoda; Insecta; Diptera; Chironomidae
Source: the annotation of a GenBank genome assembly